Klebsormidium nitens is the source of this 2281-nucleotide messenger RNA. The record is from the annotation of a GenBank genome assembly. Lineage: Eukaryota; Viridiplantae; Streptophyta; Klebsormidiophyceae; Klebsormidiales; Klebsormidiaceae.
GGCAAGGUUGACAAGCUGUUGCAGUGCAUAGAAGUGGUGGUGCCCUGCAUUUGGUGGCAUUGAAUACAGGGGAAGGUAUCCUUGUCAAUGUUGGAGGUGGCGCGAAUGCAGGAGAUUCGAACUUUUUGACGAGCUCGCAGAUGCUGAUCGGUGCCCGAUCGACAUCCCAACUCCUUCUUGACCUUGCGGCCAGGGGGCGCUUUGAAAGUUUGCAAGUUCAAACAAGCCCACCGUCUGGUGCUGAGCCCCUGAAAGUCUGCAAACGUUGCGAUGAAGGAGGUGGUCACGCUUCAGUUUGGAAACUAUGCCAAUUUCGUCGGGGCUCACUUUUGGAAUUUUCAGGAUGAGCUGCUUGGGAGAUCUGAGAGUGCCACCGACCAGACUUCUGCAGAAGAAGGAACAAGGGCAGCUGAUGUGGAGUCUGACGUGCUUUUCAGGGUGGGAGAGACGCAUCAGGGAGCCGCGACCUACACCCCCCGCUUGGUGGCACUUGACGUGCGAGGCAGUUCAGGGACCAUCCCCCCCUCUGGCGUUCUCUAUCAAGCGCCCCUCCCGUCAGCAGACGAGUCCAUUAUCCAAACAUGGGGGGGCCAGAAAGCUGUAUACCGGUCACAGCCAAUAGAGAAGAACGCCUUUUUGAAGAGCUUAGAUGAGGAGGAGGAUGGGGAAUCAGCAGAGGGAGGUGCGCAUGGAAGUGGAAUGGAGGUUGAUGGGGGGGCGGAAGCAAGGGAAGCUGACUUGGCAAGGGUGGCGGGCCUUGAGGAUAGUGUGCAGUAUUGGACGGACUACCUCAAGGUUCACCUGCAUCCAAAGAGCUUGUAUGAGCUGCCUGACACAUGGCAAGGGAUGAACGAGCUGAGCACGUAUGGUGAGGGCGUGGCGGCUUUCCAAAAGGAGGAGACCCGCGAGGAAAUGGAGGAGAGGGUGCGCUUCUUUGCCGAGGAGUCGGAUCACAUGCAGGGCUUCCAGUGCAUCGUUGACGACUCGGGCGGAUUUGCCGCCGUCGCGGCCGGGCUGCUCACCAGCCUUUCGGACGAGUACCCCCGCCUGCCACGUGUCCUUUUCGCCGUCCGGCCGCACACGUCACCCCGUCCGGCGUCCGCACUGAACGCGGCCGCAAGCGCGAAUAACCCGCUGGCGCGCGCGCUGCACGAAGCGGUCUCGUUGGCGGCGCUGUCGAGGGCCAGUGACCUGUACAUAAGCGACGGUGCGUGUCUCCACCCCGACCUCUUCCCCCACCUGGCCCUCCAACCCUCCAAACCCUUCCACACGAGCGCCGUCCACGCGGCCGCGUUCGACGCCUUCACCACGCCCUAUCGGCUGCCGCCACGUGGCGCCUCAUCCUACACCAAGAACGCCGAGCCCCUCGGCGCGCUCGACAUGCGGGAUCUCGUCCGGUUGCUCGCGCGAACGGACCGCCAGAAAGUCACGGAAGUGGCGCUCAGUUUUCCGGCACCAGGGAUACCGAAAAUGCCAGGACCCGAUGCGCGGCUGGACAGGAGCGAGAGCGCGAAACUGGGAGAGGGUUUGGGGGGUUUGGUGCGCAGCCUCGUGGUGCUGACGGACGAGGGCGCGCAGCCGGCCGCGGGGCCGUCGUUCGCGGAGUCGCUGGUAUUCCGGGGAGCCCGAUAUGCAGACGGCUCCGGCCCCGUCCCUCCCCCUGCCGCCGAAAGCGCUUUGCACGCGUCGCUCGAAGCCUCCGGCAGCGGCCGGGCCGUCCGUCAUUUCUCCGUCACUUCGACGCCUCUCCCCAUUCCGCUGCCAUUCCCCAAGAUCUUCCGCCCGGAGGUCGGGCGUCAUGGUGACGUCAGCACUGGCCGGACGUUGGAGACGGGUACCGUCAAGGGCGGGGUAGACGUAGAGUCGGUUCCGGUUAUGAGUAGGUUAGCGGUAACCCCUCGGCUUGCUCCGAUGCUGCGGAGCAAGCUGGAGGGUUUAGAGAGGUAUGGAGGGUUUAGAAAGGGGACGGAUGGGGCUAGAAUCUUAGAGGAGUGGGGAUUUGGCGAGGAGGAAGCGAGAGAGAUGCGGGAUGGCUUGAAGGACAUGGUGAAGGCGUACGAAGGAGUCGAUGAAGAGGACUCCUUCGACAGCGAUUGAGCAGAGUGAUCAUGAACUUAGCGAACGUUGUGUGUUUAAACGUGCAAGUGCAAUGGUGCUUUUGAGAUGGUCGGGCAACGGCCUUCUCGCAUUGCUGGCGACUUUCGUCUACUAAAGAAUGGUCUCGAGAUGUGCACAGUGCUGAGUGGUAUCCCGAAAUCAAAUAGGGUCUUAAUAUAUCGAU